Aureobasidium vineae is the source of this 720-nucleotide messenger RNA. NCBI's taxonomy places the organism in Eukaryota, Fungi, Ascomycota, Dothideomycetes, Dothideales, Saccotheciaceae. The record is from the annotation of a GenBank genome assembly.
AUGGCAACACCACAAUUUCCCUCGCGGCCAUUCACAGGCUUGGGCAGAGCGUCGACAGUAGGACAGCAACAGCAACAACAACAAGCACCGCCACACGCAAAUACAUACCAGCCACCGAGUUAUGGCGGGCCGUCGAAUACAUAUGGGGCUGGAGCAGGCGCGGGAGCCGGCCAACGAGACGCCAUGGCGCGACAAGAGCGCGAGCGCAUAGACCGAGAGCGACGGGAAGCAGAAGAGCGAGCGGGCGCAUUGGACGCACUGAGCGAAGAGCAAAGAGAAGAAAUCAAUGAAGCCGUGAACAACCACAUCGACUACCACGAACUCAAAGUCGCCCUCAAAGCCCUAGGCUUCGACCUCCCAAAAUCAGACAUCUUAUCUCUACUCCAAACCCACGGUAUCCCCGCCUCUGCAACCUCUUCCACCCAUCCUCCCGCCUCCGCAACAGCAAAACCCACUUUCUCAGGUCCUUCACGACUGGUGCUUCCUCACGCCUCUUUUGUAUCCAUCGCCGCCUCUCGUAUCCUUGCCCGCGACCCCCGCGACGAGAUUCUAAGGGCAUUUGAACUGUUCGAUGCUGAAGGCAAGGGUAAUAUCAAUUUGCAGGAUUUGAGACGGGUGGCUAGGGAGUUGGGGGAGGGAUUACAAGAGGAAGAGUUGGUGGCUAUGAUUGAGGAGUUUGAUCUCGAUGGCGAUGGUGCCAUUUCUAGGGAUGAGUUUGUG